UAUUUUAACGUAGUCUAAUGGCUUAUGAACAAAAUAGUGAAAUUUUUCGAAUUAAUAAAGAUCUUUGUAGUUUUUCACAAGAUGGUAAAUUUUUAGCUUUAGCCAAUCAAACUAAUUUAUCAAUAAAAAAUACAGGAACUUUUGACGAUUAUUUAACUUUCGUGUUUUCGGAUGUGAUUGAGGAUAUUAAAUGGUCACCAGACAGUGAAUUUCUAUUAUGCUGUAAUUUUAAAAAAGCUGUUAUUCAGAUUUUUUCCAUAUAUUACCCAGAAUGGAAAUUUAAAUUAACAGAAGGCAGUUCUGGUCUUCAUAGUGCUAUUUGGGCUCCAGACAGUAAACACAUAAUUACUGUUGCUGAUUUAAAAGUGGAAUUAUCAAUUUGGGAUUUAAUUGAUUAUAAUGUUGUGUAUAUUGAACAUUUAAAAUCAAGUGCUGUUAAAGGAAUAGAAUUUAGUCCAAAUGGAGCGAGCUUAGCUAUCAUUAUUAGUGAUAAUGGACAGGAUAGUGUUGAUGUAUAUAAAACAAAAGACUGGAAAUUAAGUAGAAAAUUAAUAUGUGACGGACUCACUUGCAUAGAUGGAUUAUGUUGGUCUCCGAGUAGUGAAAUUAUAAGUAUAUGGUGCGCAAUCGGAGGUGCGGCAAAAAUGAUCAUUUACUCUACUGUCACUGAAAGUUAUGAAGGAAUUUUUCAACCAGCUGAUAAUAAAAGUAUUGCAAUAUCUAAAAAUAUAUUGACUGAAGAAUUUGAUGAAAAAUUAAGAGGAUUGGAGAUCGUUAGAUGGAUGCAUAGUGGACAAUUAUUAGCUAUUUCGGGACAAAAUGAAAUGAUAGUUCUUUUAAAUUGUUUAACGUGGAGUCCUCUUUUACAAUUACGAUUGGAACCUGUAAUUAAAGCGGGUAAUUAUCUAACUAGAAUUUUCAAAGAAUCUAUAGUUAAAGUGUCAAAGGAUUCUAAUAAGUCAACUGAUAAAACAUCGAUAUGUUAUGAUAGACAUAUUUCAGAAGUAUGUGAACGUCCAGUUAAUAUCCCUAUUGUUAAAAGUGAGAUAUUGAUGGGCGGGGAUCCGACAACAUCGAUUAUACAUAUAAUAGAUAUUUUAGAAUUCAGUAGCUGUGGACAAUAUUUGGCUGUAAGGCAUCGAAUUUAUCCAGGAACUUUAUGGAUAUGGGACAUUAGAACAAAUAGCAUCGAUAUUUUAUUAUUGCAAAAUGUUAUUUCUGGAAUUAAAUGGCAUCCAGUUUAUCCCAGAUUAUUGAUAUUUAACGAAAGCACAUAUAUGUUUGAAUGGAAUCCAAACGAAGUACUAUGUUUUAAUAUACCUCGAGGGAUGACAGCGCUCGAUGCUCGGUGGCAUCCUUCAAAUUACACAGUUGUUAUCUGUGGCUAUAAUCGAGCCAUGGUUUAUCAUUUUAAUAACAAUAGAUAAUAAAUUUUAUUUUGCAUUUGAUGAGAGUACAAAUAUAUUUAAUUU
Molecule: messenger RNA, 1472 nt
Organism: Ceratosolen solmsi marchali
Lineage: Eukaryota; Metazoa; Arthropoda; Insecta; Hymenoptera; Agaonidae
Product: WD repeat-containing protein WRAP73
Exons: 7
Coding region: 18-1427 (469 amino acids)
Biological process (GO): microtubule anchoring at mitotic spindle pole body
Cellular component (GO): MWP complex; microtubule organizing center
Molecular function (GO): protein binding
Source: RefSeq, a predicted model, not a curated record